Ustilago hordei is the source of this 1869-nucleotide messenger RNA. RefSeq lists its product as uncharacterized. Gene Ontology annotation, molecular function: transmembrane transporter activity. The transcript has a single exon. Lineage: Eukaryota; Fungi; Basidiomycota; Ustilaginomycetes; Ustilaginales; Ustilaginaceae. Gene Ontology annotation, biological process: transmembrane transport. The record is from RefSeq and is a predicted model, not a curated record. The coding region runs from base 1 to 1869 and encodes 622 amino acids.
AUGACAGAACCAUCAAUACAGCCUCCACCACCAACACUUGCACCUUCUGAAACCGCCCUUUCACAGGACACACUCCCACCAUCAUCCCAGUUCCCACUCCAACCACUCACACAAGGUGAGAUCGAAGACAUCCACCUCGUCGGCGGCGAAGACUCUCGUCAAUGGUCGCAUUCAAAGAAAUGGGCCACCACCGUCAUCAUCUCGCUCAUGGGAUUCAUCUCCCCGCUUGGCUCAUCGAUUCUGGUACCCGGCAAUGCAUUCGUCGAUCACUCCUUUGGGCUCGCAUCCCGCACACUCUCCCUCCUUCCCGUAUCGCUUUUCGUGAUGGGUCUAGGCGUCGGCCCAUUCAUCCUUGCCCCUUGCUCGGAAACCGUCGGUCGACAACCCGUCUACGUCAUCACCUCUGCCCUCUUCAUCGUGUUCAACCUGGCCUCUGCCUUCUCGCCCAACUUUAUCGUCCUCAAUGUCUUCCGCUUUUUCGCCGGAGUAGCGGGCAGUACUGGUCCAAGCUUAGGCGCAGGCAGCAUCGGAGACAUGUUUGCACCCAAAGAACGAGGUCGUGCACAAUCCCUCUACGGUCUAGGACCCCUCAUGGGUCCAGUACUAGGCUCUAUCGUAGGCUGCUUCAUUGCUGCCGGCACUCGCGAUUGGAGAUGGUUGCUCCACACACUCACUAUCCUCUCAGCAGUAGUGUUUGUCAUCAUCGUCUUUUUCCUCAACGAAACCUACGCCCCCGUCCUCCUUCGCAAGAAGAGGGAACGCGCAGUAGGCCAACGUCUGCAGGAGAUCAAACAGCAAGAUCCAAUCACAGCAACACUCAUCAUCCCUCCGGCAACCAUCAAAUCGCGUCUCACCAAGUUCGCACAUAAGGCUCUACCGAGCAACGAGAUACUGCACAGGUUGAAGAUGGCUCAAUCUCGACCUUUUCGUUUACUCUUUACGAAUCCGAUCUGUGCGAUCUUUUCGUACUAUCUUGGGUUUUGUUAUGGGAUCAUCUAUCUCUUUCUCACCCAGCAUCCGUUACUGUUUCAGACUCGGGAUGGGGAGCGGAAUGCUCCACCGCCGAAUGUCCUUCCUACCUAUAAUUGGGAUUUGGGUAUCUCAGGUCUUUCCUAUUUGGGUUUGGGACUGGGCUUCUUGGUUGCGGCAUUCACCAAUGUCUUGCUGCAGGAUGAGAUCUAUGCAAGGUUGGUGGAAGCAGAUGGAAAGGUUGGAUUGUGGUUAUUGGCUCGUGAUCCAACGACCAUCGCCAGCCUUGUUCGACAUAAUGAAGCUGGGAAGCAUGCAGAAGACGUCGAGAAGCACCACGAAGAAGCGCAAGUACCACAACGCAACUCCUCCGGCGCCAACUCUGCUCUUGGAAACAACACCCCCAUUCACAACCCCGACGCUAUCGCCCCGACCGCUAAACCCGCCAUGGAACCCUCAAAACAAACCGCAACACCAGCACCACCGGCAAAGAAGGGCCGACCGGAAUACCGCCUGCCCCUCUGCUUCGUAGGAAUGCUAAUCCUCCCCACUGGCCUCCUCACUUUCGGUUGGUCAGCAGCAAAUCAAACUCACUGGAUCGUCCCCCUGAUUGCAUCGUUCCUGGUUGGUUGUGCAACAAUCCUUUGCUUUCAAACGAUCCUUGUCUAUCUUGUCGACGCCUUCGUGCCCUACUCGGCUUCAGCGACUGCAUGCGCGGUGUUGAUCAGAUCGAUUUUGGCCGCUGCUUUCCCACUGUGCGCCGAGUAUAUGUUUGAGGAUCUUGGCUACGGUUGGUCGUGCACCUUGUUGGCUGCCAUUGGAUUGUUGGGGCUUCCGGUACCGUUGAUUUUGUUCAGGUAUGGUGAACCACUGAGGUUGCGGUACAAGUUCAAAGGCUAA